Messenger RNA from Lampris incognitus (smalleye Pacific opah), 2852 nucleotides. RefSeq names its product tripartite motif-containing protein 16-like. Gene Ontology annotation, molecular function: zinc ion binding; protein binding. The coding region runs from base 34 to 1713 and encodes 559 amino acids. The record is from RefSeq and is a predicted model, not a curated record. The transcript is spliced from 7 exons. NCBI's taxonomy places the organism in Eukaryota, Metazoa, Chordata, Actinopteri, Lampriformes, Lampridae.
UUUUCUGUCAGUGUGAGAGAGGCUGUCAGUAAAAUGGCUGAGCAGCAGGAGCAGGGAUUGUUGCUGGACAGAGAUCAGUUGUGUUGUUCAGUGUGUCUGGACCUCUUCAACCAGCCAGUCACUCUUCUCUGUGGACACAGUUACUGUAAAGACUGUAUAGAGAGCCGCUGGGACACGGAUGAAGAGAAGGGAGUGUGCAGCUGUCCUCAGUGCAGACAGAUCUUCAGCCCGAGGCCUGCCCUUGUGAAGAACAACGUGCUGGCUCAGAUUGUGGAGAAUGUGAAGACAACAGGGAACCAGCAGGCCUCUCCCUCUGCAGAUGUGUCCUACGCUGGCCCCACAGAUGUGGCCUGUGAUUUCUGCACAGGGACUCGACUCCGCAAAGCACUUAUGACCUGUUCAAUGUGCCUGGCAUCCUUUUGUUCCACUCACCUCCAGCCUCACUACACUGUUCCUGUGCUGAAGAAGCACAAGCUGGUCUCUGCCACGGCCCGACUGCAGGAGAAGAUGUGCUCCAGUCAUGACAAGCUGAUGGAGGUGUACUGUCGUACAGACCAGCAGUGUAUCUGCUAUCUGUGCACCAUGGAUGAACAUAAAGGCCACGAUACAGUGUCGGCUGCAGCAGAAAGGGCUGAAAUACAGAAACAGCUGGAUGUUAGUCGUCAGAAAGCCCAGCAGAGAAUCCAGGAGAGAGAGAAGGAGAUUGAGAUGCUGAGACAGGCUGUGGAGGAUCUGAAGAGCUCUGCACAGACCGCAUUGGAGGACAGUGAGAGGAUCUUCACUGAGCUGAUGGCCUCUAUUGAGAGGGGGCACAGUGAGGUGAAGGAGCUCAUCAGAGCCCAGGAGAAGACUGCAGUCAGUCAGGCUGAAGAACUUCUUCUGCAGCUGGAGGAGGAGAUAGAAGAGUGGAGGAGGUGCAGUACUGAGCUGGAGCAGCUGUCACACACUGAAGACCAAAUCCAUUUCAUUCAGAAAUUCAAGUCUCUCUCCGUCCUGGCUGGUUCUCUGGAAUCACAGAGCAUUGUUGUCCAUCCUCUGCCUUACUUCAGCGAUGUGACUGAUGCUGUGUCUGACCUCAGAGACAAACUAGACGAUAUCAUGAAGGACACAUGGCCCAGGAUUUCAUCUACAGUGUCUGCUGUAGAUGUCUUACUGCCGCCAGAACCAAAGACCAGAGAAGACUGUUUACUGUAUUGUCGUCCUGUCACGCUGGAUGUGAACUCUGUCCAUCAACUUCUAUCCCUGUCAGAGGAGAACAGGAGGGUGACACGGACAGGCAGAGGCUUCUAUUAUCCUCCUCAUUCAGACAGGUUCAUGGACUAUUGCCAAGUGCUGUGCCAGGAGGGCUUAUCUGGACGCUGUUAUUGGGAGGUGACAUUAAGUGGUGAGGUUGAUAUAGCAGUGUCAUACAAAGACAUCGAAAGAUCAUCACGUGACUCAAUGUUUGGUUUUAAUGACAAGUCCUGGAGUUUAAGGUGCUCUGCGGGUCAUUACUGCUUCAUACACAAUGGUGUAGAAACAGAGGUGUCAGGUCCUUCCACCUCCAGAGUAGGAGUGUUCCUGUAUCCCAAGGCAGGUGUUUUGUCUUUCUACGGCAUCUCUGACACAACAACCCUCCUCCACAAAGUCAACACCUCUUUCACUCAGCCUCUCUAUCCUGGACUUGGGCUGAGGAAUAAUGGAAUGGCUACAGAGGUGAUGAAGUUAUGGUAGGGAAGAUUUUGAUUAUGUGUCAUGAUUUGUUCUGUGUUUGAAAUAUAUGGUUGGAAAUAGUUCAGGAGUUGAAAGGCCAGAGCUGUCCUCAGAGGAAGACGUGUUUGGUGGACGGGUUUCUUUCACCAGUUUAAUUUCUUUGUCUGUCUCAAAAGAAUCUCAGUUCUUAUCCAGGGGGACAACGUGGGUGCUAAAAAGCAGCAACUGAUGGAUGUGGUUUGAUCAGAAUGAGAGUGAAGGGAGGUUCAUUCAGCACCCACAUACACAGAUUGAUAAAUAAAGCCAGUUUUAAAGACCUUUUUUAGUCUUAGUAAAAGAUUUGGGUUGUUAUGGAAGAGCAAGGUGAAGGAAAUCAAACUACUGAUGAUCAAUAUUGUAACUUCUUCACCGUGCACCACAUUUUGUAAUGAGGAUGGUGUUUUCUUUUCAUUAUUGUCAGGUAACAGUUUGAAAACAAAAAAGUAUAAAAGGAGUAUACAUUAAAUGAAUGAUAUUUAUCGACUUGUUUGUUGUUAUUCAGACCAGUAGAAUCUGUUUUAGACAGACAGGAGCUAAAAACAUGGUGUGUAAACAUCCAAAUGGAAGAUUGUGUGUGGUUCAUAUUUAAUAGAUAGACACUGAAUGAAAACAUCCACAUCAGAACAGGACAAACCUCGAUGGAUCAGAUGAGGUGUUGAAAGACUUCACCCUGCUAUUAGGUACCCCCUUCUCUCUCCUUCUCUCUGAAAUCCCCUUCAGGUUCAGGUGUCGAAUUUACUGGAUUCAAGUUAUGAUUGUGUGUUUUAGAGAAAUGUUUAUGAUGUGUAGGACUUUAAAAAUAUGCGAGUCAGAUUCCUGUUUAUUGAUCGUUUCUCUGUAAUGUUAAAUACACUGGUGUUUUGUUCCUGAUAACGUGUAAAUAAAAGCUAUGUUUUAUGCAGUGUGUGUGUGUCUAUGUGACAGAGAGAGAGAGACAGAAGUAGUUGUUGCUCACCUGUGUGCUUCCAUGUACACGUUUUGCAGGUGAACAUGUGUGUAAGUUUGUAUUAGUGGCUUCAUUGAUGUGUUAAUAUGUCCCAGUAACAGCAAGACGUCUGUCGUGUUUCCAGUACUGUGGACUGUACUUCCUUAUUGAAUGUACAUUAAUUUUAUAUGCUGAC